AAAUAUCAUCAUUGUAGUGUUCAACUGAUUUAAAGAACACAGACAUGACGAAAGAGAGUGAUAUAACUUCUGCUCAAACCCCAAAGAGGGAUAAUUCAGGGAGACGUGGGUUGGAGACGACCGAGAAGCUAGUGCACAUUACUGCAGAAACCGGUGCAAUCCUUGGAGAGAUCCAAUCUUACCUUCUCUCACAAGAUAUUACCGAAAACAAAUGCCCAACAAGGACAACAGCAAUUGAAUGCAAUGCUUCUGAAGACGACACAGCACUAAUAUCCCAGAAGUCUCAGAUUAUGGACAUUAAAGAAUCCCAGACUCGGGAAGGAGGGUCUGGGAGUGGCUGGGAUGACCAAGAUAACAAUAAAAAACAUACUUGUUUAGAGUCACUCUUCCGGUGCCUGUGUGACUGUGGAUUCCCCCGUCCAACUAAGAAAGAAAAACCUUUCACAGGAAACCGAAAAAGGGGACUUUUUCAGAGACUUGGACAGCUAUUCAAGAGGAAUUAAUUUGUUCGGCAGAAUCGUAUAGCCUAGGACAUAUCUGAAAUUAACACCCAAAUCUAUGAAAUCAUGUUAUCAAAUGUAUUCAG
Messenger RNA from Ostrea edulis (European flat oyster), 586 nucleotides. RefSeq lists its product as uncharacterized. Lineage: Eukaryota; Metazoa; Mollusca; Bivalvia; Ostreida; Ostreidae. The transcript has 5 exons. The record is from RefSeq and is a predicted model, not a curated record. Bases 45 to 503 code for a protein of 152 amino acids.